Monopterus albus (swamp eel) is the source of this 5418-nucleotide messenger RNA. RefSeq names its product leucine rich repeat containing 52 (gene lrrc52). The coding region runs from base 593 to 1597 and encodes 334 amino acids. Gene Ontology annotation, cellular component: voltage-gated potassium channel complex. The transcript has 2 exons. The record is from RefSeq and is a predicted model, not a curated record. Gene Ontology annotation, molecular function: potassium channel activator activity; voltage-gated potassium channel activity; transmembrane transporter binding. Lineage: Eukaryota; Metazoa; Chordata; Actinopteri; Synbranchiformes; Synbranchidae.
ACGGAGUGGAAGGUCGGAAGCGCUUUCCAUCUCGCUCCUGGAAAAAAAAAAACUGGCUGCUGGACACUGGUGUACAAAAGACCCGCACACACUCAGACAAACAGCCAAAAUCACAUGAAAGGUUUGCGUCUGAGAGGAUUUCGGGGAGUCUUCAUCCAGGAUUCAGGACAGUUUGGAAACUAAAUUAACUAUGCAUUUAGCUGGCGACAACUAAUCACAACGAUGAGUCACCGACGGGGUGCUCGACAUCAUUCAGGGGUUUUGUGGUCUUCUCUGACGGGCCGAAGUCCGGUAAGCUGUAUGAGUCUCAGCGUCAGGGCGACAGGCCCCUCUGGGUCACCUUCUGAAAUGAUGUGUUGUGGAGACGUGUGCAGCGCGCGAGAGUGCGUGUGAGUGACUGACCGACUGUCUUUCUGAAAGAGAAAAAGGGAGUCUGGAUAUAAACAGCAUCCAGAUUUUCAGGCAGCAACAGCCAGACACCCAGAGUUGCCAUCUGGCCUUUCUCCCAGCUCCUCACACCCAUGCAGGAUGCCCUGAGAGGGAGUCCUGGUCCAGCUCAGCGCGAGUUCAUGACGCCCUGGGCGGGCUCGUCAUGUGUCUCUUGCCCGAGCCCAGCGCCCAGUCCCUCCGGCUCAAUUUCCUCUUUAUGGUCGUGAUGGGGGUGGCCCCCUCACCUGCUCUCACAGCCUGCUGCCCCCACCAAUGUGUGUGCGAUGACCAGCUGGUUGCCCAAUGCGCUGGGCAGGAGCUCACCCAGUUCCCAAAUGACUUGCCCCUGGCCACCCGGCAGCUUAUCAUCUCCAACAACCGCAUCAGGGACCUUCCGGCACUGGAGCUCAACUACCUGUCUGAUUUGGUCUAUUUGGACUGCAGCAACAACUCUCUGACCGAAAUCUCUGAGUCCACUUUUGGGAACUUGCGGAAACUCGCCUACCUGGACUUGUCAUUCAACACCCUGCUGCAGAUUGAAGACCGGACCUUCAGGCCCCUGACAUCCCUGGUGAUGCUCCGGCUGACGGAUAACCCCACUCUGGGGGAGAUCCACCCGGAUGCUUUUUCAGAGAACAUGGCUCUGCAGGUGCUGGAUGUGAGUCGAAACAACCUGACCACCCUCAACAUCAGCAGCCUGAUUGCUCUGCCCGCUCUGCGGUCUCUGGGGCUCAGCGGCAACCCCUGGAGGUGCGACUGUGACACUGAGGACCUCUGUCUGUGGGUGCAGAUUGAGAGCUUCAAGUUCCAAGAUGUGGGCCAGACUGUUUGCCAUGGUCCCCCAGAGCUGGCAGGCCAGCUACUUGCGGAGGUCGGAAUGCAACUGCGAGCAGACUGCCACCAAGGCCUGGGCUACUGGGACUACCUCUUCUUCAUUGCCAUCGGAUUCAUCAUCUUCUCAGCUGGCACGGUUUCGGCUUGGGUGAUGGGUGUGCUCAUGGUGCUAUAUGAGCGCUACAGCAAGCAGAAGAACGAGCAGCUGAGCAGCGAUGAUGAGGAUGAGAGGGGAGGGAUGGGCAGAGGUGGGGUAGGAGAAGCAGGAGGAGGAGGAGGAGGAGGAGGGAACCAGGGGAAUGGGGAUCUGAGCAAGCCCAGCAUGCAAGUGUGACAGACUGAUGUAAAACAACAUCAUGAGAACAGGGGGAGAGAGGAACCAGAAGUGAUGAGAAGACUCUGAGACCAAAGGCUGCACAAUCAACCAAGAUCUGACUGUCUCUGUUACAUAUUUAGAUAUGUUUAGAAAUAUUCAACACAUUGGACAGAAUGUGUGUGCGUGAGUGAGUCUGUGAGAGAGAAAGAGAGAGAGACAGAGAUAGCAAUAAGGAUGGCUAUGCCUUUACUUUAGGAGUAUAGAAUGAUCUCUAAGAUUAUUGAGAGCAAUAACCCAUCAUAACACACACACACACACACACACACUAACAAACACACAUGCCCAUUUCAGCACAGAUACUCUGGUUUAUCUGAAUGUACCUGCAUACUAUAUGAGUACUUUUGAGUAAAAACCCUGUUAAGGAUAAUUAUAAGAACUUGCUAUGAGCAACACGUUCAAACACACACAUACAGUACAUCCUUUCCAAAUACUUAAGAAGGUGUUGGUGGUUGCAAACAGAGUGAUACCUUAUCUCUGCUGCACAAGGGAAGCCUAGUAAAUAACAGUAUUAAAAUGUGAUUUUCCUGAAUGCCUUAAGGCAACUUGCUUGAAAUCGUGGUGUCUAUUGUCUCAUAAUAGACAGAAUAGGUUUAGAAAGCACAAAAGUGCAGUUUGGGGUCAUAACAUCUCUAUAACAAAAUAAUGUAAAAGUAAAAACUAAACUAUAGUUCACAAAAAUUGAAUGCAUUUUACCAAGAUGUUUGGGGCUUUGGUGGCGCAAGUGAGCUGCUUGUGGGAUUCAUUGGUUAGUUUGAAGUUCAAAAGCACCCUGUGGAGUUUUUGACUAUGGAGCAAUGUUUUAGUGAGUAGGUCACCAUUUUGUAUGUACUGUAUUUGAUGCAUACAUGACACAGUGACAAUAUGCUAUUAUACUGACUGACGGAGGGGAUGAUUCACUAAGAAGCAAUGUUCACUUAUGUAUGCACAAAUUGAAAACACACACAAAAAUAUGAUGUUUGGUGUAGUCAGAGGUGAAACAGACUAAACCUUCAUCAACAGAGGGCAGAGAAACACAGCAUUUCAACUUGGUGUUUAGUUACUUUUAAAGGUCCUCAGCCUAUAGAAGAGUUCUACCUAUAGCAACACUACAUGACUGUGUCUUAUCUUUUGUGUGGUGUAUGUCAGUUUAUCUUCAUGUUUCUGUGUGUAUAUGCAAGCAACUGUGCAGUAGUUCCUUGCUCUAGUCUGUGUGGUCACCAUCCUAGAAGUGGGGCAGGCUUAUGGUGGCUGCACAUGAAGACAGCAUCAGGGUGAUUGAGUCAGGGGUAUAGCUAAAAGUGAUUCUACACUAUGUCACUGGAAGCCUCACUUGGAUGACCUCAUGUUACACUUGUGCACAUAGAGGCCACGCUCUAUAGGCCAGCUGUCAGUGUGGAACUAAGUCUAUGGAGUAGUAGCAUGCGUGUUCAUAUAUGGUAUACAUGAGUGUGUGUAUUUAAGUGGGGCAGAGCAAUUAUGGAACAUCUCUGUAAGCAGCAGAGAUGGGUGAUUCAUCAGCCCAUGCUGAUCUAAACCCAACCUCCUGCAUCCUGACCUGCUUCCGCCCUGUCCAUCACAGGACGGAUGGGCGGUUAGAGAUGAUAAAUGAGAAACUUUGGUUAGAGGUCACCGUCAGAACCAGGAAUUCAUCCCGAUUGAUGUACUUAUUGCUUGAAAGGCAGAGUGUCUCCAAAUGCUCCGGAUGAAUGGGUAUGGUUGAAUGAUAACCCUCCAGAGUGUUUGGCAGAGUGUCUGUGUGUGUGUCACUGUGUGUUUGUGCAUACCCUACUGUAAUGAUAAUAUAUCUUUAUGUGGAUGCAAAAGCAUAACAGCAGUUCUUUUACUACAGGAGAGUAAUUUGUAGUCAAAAUGUGUCACACAGCAGCCUGCUGAAGCACAUCUAAACAAUGACACGCCUGUACUCAAACACCAGAAUCUGCUCACUCACACAUACACACACAGACACACACACACAUAAGAUUCGCCAACAUGCACAAUAAAUCUAAAGAGCACAGCUGAAGUCAGAGCCUGCAGGCCAGAGAACAUUUUGGUCCCUCUUGCCAUGCAUUGCUGCAUCACCUUAUCCUCUUCACCAUCCUCAAUCUGACCCUGUCAUCAGCUCUCACAUAAUGUUGGUACACACACCUGCUGGACCUAUAAUUUAUCUGCUAAAUCUCUAGGCUGUCAUUAUUAUAUCAUUUGUUCAAAGACAUACAGGCUUUAAAGGAGACAGCUGCUGUAAAUCCUUUUGUUACGUCACUUUCAUUUGACCUACAAGAGUGUGACCUAUCAGGUGCAAACCUAAACACAAAACUUCCUGUUUGGAACAAGCAGCUGUUUUAUUUAGCUGAAUGUCCAUUUUAUGCUGCUGACAAAUAUAGAGCUGUUCAGCAAACAGAAAAUAUUGGUCUUUUACCAGUAGUAGGUCAGAGGAAUGGGGAGUCAGUGUGCCAAAAGGAUGAGAGUCCUGUGUGUACAUCAUUCUCACCUGCAUGGCUCACAGCACUCCACCCUCCCACUUUUUCCAUUUCAGUUGUGCUUCCAACUGUUCAACCAGGCUGUAAUCUAUCACACAGCCAUCAAAACUCCGCCUGCUAGAUCUUACAAUGUUUGAGCUCCUUAAAGCUUCCUAUGAUGGAGACAGGAAGGACUGCAUACAUACAGAUGAACCCAUAGACAGAAAAGGUGACUCAAAGGCUUGUAGAGAAACAAACAAAAAUGGAAAAUGUAUACAGCACUAGAAACACAAAACCCCGGAAGCACAACCACAUAUUGUGUUCAUAUAACCAUUACUUUGUGUGUGUGGGUAGGUGUGUGCUUGCGUUUGUCUGCUCAGUCUGAUCCUGUUAUUUCUUUGAGGGCAAUGUUAGAGCAUGAGCAUGAAACACAGAGACUAUCUAAUGAAAUAGGUCAAUAAUACAUCCCAUCAUUCCACACAGACACACACACACACACACACACACACACAGCAUAAAACUGUGUUCCUGGGAUGAAGAAUGAACGUUUUCUUCUUUGUGGGUACUUCCAGUUGAACCAGUUCAUGUCUGUAGAUUUUCCUUUACAUCCUCUGUGCUCACCAGUGACAGCAGGCCUGCAGUGGACACCAUUGCAGCAGAGAUCACGCUCUUGUAUCGUUUGUCUUAUAUUUGUCAGAUAGAAGCAGCACAGGCCAAAAAUGAAAAUGAACAUCUGGUUAUGGAUAACUUUCAGCAUGACCUCACUCUGACAGCUUAUACACACACAAACACACUUUCUAGCAUAACAGCCUUUCAGAUAACAUUGUGUUAUCUGCAGGCAGCUUUCAGCAGGGUUCCCUCAGCUUGUUUGCCCUUGAUGGCAAAAAGAGGAACCUGAGGGAAAUGUAUUACCAUUUAUCAGCUAUAGAACUGUCAAUUAUAAAUAAUAUAAAUUUAUAGUUGUCAGUUAAGUUAUCAGACUUAACAUGGAAUUCAUAUAUUUUCAAAAUUGGCCCUAAUUUUAAAAAGUGUAGCCAUUAUUGCUAUUGUGUCAGCUAAGAUGUUAACUAAUGUAAUGACUAACUUAGCACAUGCUACUUCCAUUGUGAAAGUUCAGGAAGUGUGACAAAACAACAUGGCCCAAACAUGGGAAUAAAUCCCAGGCUGAAAAAUCCUGUCUUCUUUUAACAGUGAGCAGUCUACCAAAGCAAAAGUGUAGACAUUGAGCUUACUGUGAAACAUAAAACAGGCCAGUCAGUAGGUAGCUAUACUAAAAAAGAGAAAAAUAAUAAGGAUAAGGAUAAUCACCUUUAUUGGCCAAGUAUGUUACACAUAAGGAAUUUG